AUGCCUCGCGGCUGGUACCUCGCUCAAGGCCUGGUCCCACUCAACUACAGCAGCAGCGACGACGACGAAGGCCCAUGUGAGCUGCCAAACGGUCGUCUUGUCUGUGGACCUCACGGAUUGGUGCAAUGUAGUAGAUGUUGCAGCGAAUACAGCUUUAUGGACGAUGUCCUUGGUGAACAUCGCGAAGAACUCGAGGAUGACGAGAACGAUGAUGAGGACCACGAUUUGGCUCCUGUUGGCACGCCAUCCACCAUAGGUGUCCCUUCCCUAGGACCCGAUGUGAUGAGGGGCACUGGUUUGGUGUACCCCUCCAAGUUUGGACUUUGCGUUAGCCCCCUGCAACCGAUGGAGUUGUUUCGCGGCAGGGCUCGGUUUAUGAAUAUGGUUAGGUGCACCUACCCAAACGACAACUCUAUACUCCUCAUCAUGACCGACGGGGCAUGUCUCAACAACGGCCAAGCCAAUCCGAAGGCGGGUUGGGCGUUUUUCCAGGGGCUGAAUAUUGAGGGCCAACCGCUUGUUGUCUCGGGUCGUCUGGAAAAGCAGGGCCCUUGGGGCGAUGACGGCAUCCAGAGCAGCAACCGGGCCGAGCUGCGGGCCGUCAUCGCCGCCCUGCGGUUCCGACACUGGCCGAGUGAAGGCUUCAGCACAGUCGUCAUCGCCACCGACUCGGAGUACGUCGUGGAGGGCUCCACACAGUGGGCGAAGACUUGGGUGCAGAACAAUUGGACGAGGAAAGGCAAGAAGGGAAAUGACGACGUCAACGUCAAGAACAAGGACUUGUGGGAGAUGCUCCUAGGGGAGUGCGAGAAUGCCCACCGCCAAGGCCUGGCCAUCCAGUUCUGGAAGAUCCCACGUGAAUGGAACACUCUCGCCGAUGAAGGUGCAAAGAAGGCGGCCACCGCGGAAGAAACACCUGCCGAGUGGCUGGAUUGCUAG
Molecule: messenger RNA, 939 nt
Organism: Penicillium manginii
Lineage: Eukaryota; Fungi; Ascomycota; Eurotiomycetes; Eurotiales; Aspergillaceae
Product: ribonuclease H1
Exons: 2
Coding region: 1-939 (312 amino acids)
Biological process (GO): DNA replication, removal of RNA primer
Molecular function (GO): nucleic acid binding; RNA-DNA hybrid ribonuclease activity
Source: RefSeq, a predicted model, not a curated record